CGAUAGUUGAUAUCGAUAUUAGCCCAGCUCUAUUUGGCUGCUUGUCGGAUUUUUCUUGCAUUUUGGUGGAAAAAGUCACAAAUAUUGUAAUAAAUGGCGCCAUUUAAGCGCGUUCGCCAACCGAAAAUAACAACUCAAGCGCUACUAGACUUUGAUUUGGGUGAAAGCUCAUCAGACAGUGAUUUUCUACCCGACAUUGACAAUUGCUCAGAUGGCUCAAAAGACGAAAGUGAUGGGGAGGGUGACAGCAGCGACGCCAGCAGCAGCAGCGACAGCGAUUCAAACGCCGACUCUGGUGAUGACAGCGAUGAUUCGACGCUGCAGCUGCGCCAGCUGUUGGCCGAUAACAAUGUGAAUCAGGCGGAGGAGGAGGCAGCAAUAGCUCCAGCUCAAGUCUCUUCAGUUCAUGUUGCUCCGCCACGUGUGAACGGCUUCAAUUGUGAGGCACUGUCGUUGGCGCCACCGAAGCGCAUGUGUUGUGUCUGCCUUGGCGAACGGAGCGACGAUGUUAACGAGAUCGUCGAAUGCGAUUCUUGUGGUGUGUCCGUGCACGAGGGCUGCUACGGCGUCAGUGACAAUGUGAGCAUCUCCAGCACCAACUCCACCUGCUCCACGGAGCCCUGGUUCUGUGAGGCGUGUCGAGCGGGCGUCUCCGAGCCAGACUGCGAAUUGUGCCCGAAUAAAGGUGGCAUUUACAAGGAAACGGAUGUCGGCAAAUGGGUGCAUUUGAUUUGUGCGCUCUAUGUGCCAGGUGUGGCCUUUGGCGAGGUGGAACAGCUCAGCUCCGUGACGCUCUUCGAGAUGCAGUACAGCAAAUGGGGCGCCAAACUGUGCUCCCUCUGUGACAAUGCGCUUUUUGCCCGAACUGGAGUUUGCAUUGGCUGUGAUGCCGGCAUGUGUAAAACAUAUUUUCACGUCACCUGCGCCCAGGUGGCAGGUUUUCUAAUUGAAGCCCACCAUGAGGAUGAUGCAGCGGAUCCAUUCUAUGCUCAUUGCAAGGUGCACUCCGAGAAGGAGAUGAUCAAAAAGCGACGACGGAACUAUCAUACACUUCGGCUCAACAUGCUGCAUCAGGCGAAGCAACGUGCGAUUGUCCAGCAACAACUGGUUGAGGCGAAUCCUAAUCCUGCCCAGGCACGCAUACAACGGAAACUGCUGAAGAUACAACAGAAAUACGCACAGCACAAGCAACUGAAGCCAUCGCCUUGGGUACCCACACAAAAGAUGUCGCGUCUCUUGACCAGCUCCGCCUCCGCCUGUCGUCGUCUGCUGGACAAGGCCGAGUUUAUGGCCGUGGAUGUACAGCACUUGGAGCAGCGGGAAGCACACAUCCAGGCGCUGCAGGACAUACGCAAAAAAUGGCACAUUGCGCCUGCGUUCAGUGUGGAAUUCACUGCCUACUACAUGGAUCGCAUUGUCCGGAUGUCCGAGUUUAAGCAGCAACAACAACAGCUCAUCCAGCACAAUGCCCAGCUCAGCCGGGAGCAGGAUGAGUUGCGUGCCAAGUAUGACAGUGCACUUGAGGAGCGUAAACAGGUGAAGGCUACGAGGGAUUCUCUAGCAACUACUCUAAAGUCACUCCAGAGCAGCUUGUCCCUGCUCUGCCCGGAAUUGAAUCUGUCCAGUGUGGAUGCCAUAGCGCGACCACAGCCGGAGCUGCCACCCAAGGUGGCGACACCUCCACAAAGACCCAUCUCAGUACCAACGGCAGCGGCAUUAAAAAUGGGCGUGGGCUUUCCACUCUCCCACCUGUCCACGCCGGGCUGUAAGCUGGACAACACGCGACUGCUGAGCACUCAGCAAUCCCAACUGAACAGCAACAAAGCCUCGACCAUUUCACCUGCUGUUAGCUGUGGGAUCUGCAAGCGGAACAACGAUCAGCAUCUGUUGGUCAAGUGUGAUACCUGCAAUCUACACUACCAUUUGGGCUGCUUGAAUCCACCGUUGACGCGUCCGCCCAAGAAAUCCAAACAGUAUGGAUGGCAAUGCUCCGAAUGUUGUGACAAAUCCGAUGUCUCCGAUACGGUGACUGAAAUGUCUCCAGGACCACGGAAAUCGCGCACUCGCUUCAAUAAGGAUGGAAAUUUGGUUUAUGUGGAUCGCUACUCCCUGGACGAUGUGCCCAAGGAGACGAUGCAGCAUAUGAAGCGUACUCUAAACAAAUCUCUGCCUGUUGUUGUCGAUGCUAUCGAGGAUUUGACCAAGUCGCCAAAGCGCGCCAAGAUGCAGUCGCCACGCAAGACGCCUGUAAACGUUCAAGCAUCAGUUUUUGGUUCAAAUCUCUUGGCCAUACCGACAGCAAUUCCGGCACGCAGCAACUCGAAUCUGUCUGGUUGCGAGGACUCCAUAGAUGACUCCAUUGGCAAGCAGUCGCGAAAAGGCAAGCGCAAGGAUAAGCAUAAAAACAAGCACAACUUAUCGUCGGAUACGGAAAAAUCCUUCAACAAGGAGCACAAAAGGAAGCGUAAGAAGCGCGCUCAUGGCGAAGAUUCUACGCCUGAUCCGGCCAACUCUGGCAGCACCAUAAAAAUUAUAUUCAAAACGUUGCGAUUACCCGGCGAAGAUGCGCCUGAAUCACGUAGUUUCUAUGUGCCCGCCAAUGCAGUGCGCUCCGUGGACGAAGCCUCGCGUCCUACGUCCGUGGAGACCGUCGAAGAUGUCAUGCAGCCAGAGCAGGCGCCAGUGCCCAUUGUUGUGGCAACUGCAUUAAUGACGCCACAACCUGUGACACCCCAAAAAGUCAAGGAGCCAAAGGCGCUGCUGGAAACACCAUCUUCACAGCGUAAGAUCAGUCCCCGCAAGUCCAGUCCACGCAAGCAACGUGUGGGAAGACCACGUAUCUCCAAUCCCAAAGUAAAUGUGGAAAUCAGUUGCUGCGUCUGCACCGAAAGUGGCAAGGCCAAUCAGGUUGUGACUUGUGAUGAAUGCCACAAGCAUUAUCACUUCGCCUGCCUCGAACCCCCGCUGAAGAAGUCGCCAAAGAUACGCGGAUAUUCUUGGCACUGUGCCGACUGUGAUCCCACGGACGAGGAGGCACUGCCCAAAAAGUAAAACUUUACAUUUACUUCAUUCAUGAAUUGCACACUUACAUAUAACCUAACCACAAUUGUAAUUAUUUAUAGUUAGUUUUACACUUUUGAGAAUUUCCAGUUUUUCAAUACAUCUUAAAAAAUGUUUAAGCUAUAUAAAAUGAAUCGAAUAUUAAUAUUGUCCCACUGUAUUAUUUUUCGAUUUUUCUAUUUACUGUGUCAGAUUAUAUGCAUUUUUCCUUUAA
Drosophila innubila is the source of this 3274-nucleotide messenger RNA. Its product is annotated as PHD finger protein 14. The transcript has 3 exons. The record is from RefSeq and is a predicted model, not a curated record. Bases 94 to 3051 code for a protein of 985 amino acids. Gene Ontology annotation, biological process: regulation of transcription by RNA polymerase II. Lineage: Eukaryota; Metazoa; Arthropoda; Insecta; Diptera; Drosophilidae.